AUGUCGAUCAAACGUGCCCUCUCCAAGGCCAUUAGAGGACACUUGGGAGGUGAGGAUGACUCCUCUGGUUCCAACGUUCGCUCUGCCUUGCCAUCCAAAGCUCGUACCGCCCAAUCUCGGUCCGGUUCCCCCACAUCCCCUCGUCGCAGCAUCCUCGGCAACUUCCUACGUGAUAAGAGUGAGUAUGUCUCUUCGUCUGACGAUGUCUCCGACGACUCCUCUACCGGUGGCUUGAGCAAAAACCAACAAAAGCGGUUGGUGCGUCAGCACCGUCGAAGCGAGCGCAGUCGUCUCAGCGAGGAGAUGUUCUCCGAGAGCGACCACCGCCGCAAGGAAGAGGAGGUUGCCAAAGCCGCAGCUGAGGAGACCGCAGAGAUGAAAGCUCGGUAUGGCGAGCUUCCCUUAAUGCAGUCUGCCACUCGAACACGAGAAUUGCGGACUCGGAUCGAUGACAUAACUCUUGCCAUGGAGGGACAGCAAGUGUUUUUCAGCGCAAGACUACACGUUAUCCGUCGAUUGAGCGCCAAAUUAGUGUUCCUCGUAUUCCGCCAGCAGCUAGCUACCUUCCAGGGUGUGUUGCAUGAACGGGAGGGGAUAUCGUCUAUCGCCAUGAUCCAGUGGGUGGAGCACCUCCGGGUUGGCUCUUUUGUCAUGGUCCGCGGCACCAUACAAAAGCCUGAGGUUCCAGUUUUGGGCUGCUCGAUUCAUGAUGUCGAGCUGGUCAUUGACUCGGUUCACCUCCAGGUUCGCCGCGAGGAACCUGUCCCCUUCAGUGUCUACGAGGCAGAGAUUCGGACCAACGAAGAAGAAAAGGCCGAGGGCCGCCGCAACCAUGUCCCUGACCGGACACGUUUGGCCAACCGGAUCCUCGACCUUCGCACUUCAACCUCGCAAUCCAUCUUCCGUAUUCAAGCCGCAACAUGUAAUCUGUUCCGCGCUGCCCUUGACGACCGCGAAUUUGUCGAAAUCCGUACUCCAAAGCUGCAAGGCGCCGCUACCGAGUCUGGAGCGAGUGUCUUCCAGGUCAACUAUUUCGGCCGCCCUGCAUUCCUCGCUCAGUCUCCUCAAUUGGCGAAGCAGAUGGCUAUCGCUGCUGAUUUCGGUCGCGUCUACGAGAUUGGUGCUGUUUUCCGUGCCGAAAACUCCAAUACCCACCGUCAUCUUACAGAAUACACUGGGUUGGAUCUUGAGAUGGCUAUUGAGGAACACUACCACGAGAUGCUUGAAACCCUUGAUGCCGUGAUCAAAAAUAUCCUCAAGGGUCUCUACACCAAACACCGCCGUGAGGUUGAGCUCGUCAAAUGCCAGUUUCCCUCUGAAGAUGUCGUAUGGCUGGAAAAGACACCGAUUAUCCGUUUUGCCGACGGUAUCAAGAUGCUGAACGACUCGGGCUGGUUGAAUGAAGACGGCGAGCAGCUACCUCUAGACGAGGACCUGGGUACCCGUGAUGAGAUUCGCCUGGGUGAGCUUGUCAAGGAGCAAUAUGGCACCGAUUAUUAUGUCCUUGACAAAUUCCCUCGCAGUGCACGUCCCUUCUAUACGAUGCCUGAUGCCGAAGACGACAGGUAUACGAACUCAUUUGACAUGUUUAUUCGUGGCCAAGAGAUUGUCUCGGGUGGGCAACGUAUCCACGAUGCCCAUAUGCUCGAGGAAAACAUGCGUCGUGUGGGCAUCAACCCGGACGAUAUGGAGGAGUAUCUUGAGGGCUUCCGUUGGGAAUCAUCGACCAUUGAACCGCCGUGGCACCGUGAGCACAAGGCUCGGGCAGCUUCGGACCCCAGUGAGCUGCAGCCUCUUGAACAUCUGGUCGCUAACUACGGCGAUGCCACAUCAACCUCCUGGUUUGACGACCGCUUCAAGAUCUGGCGUGACAUGGGCACUGGUGCGGCAGUCGCCUACGUGCCUAGCUCCUCCAACUUUGCAAUCAUUCCCGGUAACCCGGCCUGCGACCCCAAGCAGUACGCACGCACAAUCACGCUAUUUUUGCAGUGGCUACGCCGGGAAACCAAGUUCAAGCCCGUGUGGAUUCUCUGCUCACCUGAGGUUGAGACUAUUCUUGGCGAGCGACUAGGCUGGCGCAGUUUGUCCUGUAUCGCCGAAGAGCGCGUCGACCCGUCGCGCAACCAAGCCGCUUCUGACGGCGAGAUUGCACGCAAGCUGCGCCGCGCCGAAAGUGAAGGCAUUAAGCUGGUCUCUAUGAACCAAGGCGAAAUGGUACCAGACGAUAUCCGCAAGAAGAUUGACGAGCGUAUCAGCGACUGGCUGUCCAACCGCAAGGGCACGCAAGUGCACCUCUCCCAGAUCCGCCCAUGGUGCGACUCCGAACACCGUUGGUACUUCUAUGCUCUGGACAAGAACGGCGUCGUCUGUGCAUUUGUCGCUUUGGCUAUGCUAUCCCCUGCCCACGGUAUGCAAGUCAAAUACAGUUUUGAUUUCCCUGGCGCACCGAACGGUGUUAUCGAAUACAUUGUCACGCAUGCAAUCCAGACCGCCGCCAAGAGCGGCGUCAAGGGCCUCACAUUUGGCGCUGGCGCCACUGCCCAGCUCACCGCUGGCCACAACAUGCGCGGAACCAAGGUCAAGAUGCUGGAGCACACCUACGAAGCCCUUGCUAAACAGUUCCAUCUUGUACGCAAGAGUGAAUUCCGUGCUAAGCUCGGCGCCACCGAGGAUCCGCUGUACAUCUCCUACCCGACCCAUGGCCUGGGCUCCAAGGGUAUCCGCGCAGUCCUGAACUUCUUUGAAGAUUAA
Messenger RNA from Penicillium mononematosum, 2751 nucleotides. It is a transcript of the gene erdS, whose product is annotated as aspartyl-tRNA synthetase, cytoplasmic. The transcript is spliced from 2 exons. The record is from RefSeq and is a predicted model, not a curated record. Bases 1 to 2751 code for a protein of 916 amino acids. Gene Ontology annotation, biological process: aspartyl-tRNA aminoacylation. Gene Ontology annotation, molecular function: aspartate-tRNA ligase activity; RNA binding; ATP binding. Gene Ontology annotation, cellular component: cytoplasm; aminoacyl-tRNA synthetase multienzyme complex; cytosol. NCBI's taxonomy places the organism in Eukaryota, Fungi, Ascomycota, Eurotiomycetes, Eurotiales, Aspergillaceae.